UUUUUUGGAAUGAAGUGGUUCUCGUUCGAGUUUCUGGUGAUAUGUACCGGAAAAUACGGCGACAUCCCGGCAAUACCGAAAUUCCCACAAAACAAAGGGCCUGAAAUAUUUAAAGGAAAAGUUCUCCACACACUUGAUUACUGCAAACUCAGUGAGGACGAGUCAACUCAGUUGCUGAAAGGCAAAAAAGUUGUGAUAUUUGGCUACAAGAAAUCAGCCAUUGAUUUGGCUGUUGAAUGUGCAGAAGCCAACCAAGGUACAUUCUUCUCCGAGGCGGACAAGGGCAAAAUCGUCUUUAAACGAUCUUCGAAGUGGUGGUUCUCCGAGGGUGGGGUCCACUUCGAGGACGGGUCGUCGCUAGAGGCUGAGGUCGUCGUUCUUGCCACCGGUUUCGACGGGAAGCAGAAACUGAAAUCUAUUAUCCCGGACCCUUUUCGCAGCCUUCUCGAGUUCCCCUCUGGCAGCAUGCCCUUAUAUAGGGGUACAAUUAAUCCACUGAUUCCAAACAUGGCUUUCGUGGGAUACAUCGAGAGUGUUUCGAAUCUGCACACAGCUGAAAUUCGCUGCAAAUGGCUGUCUCGUUUGGCGGACGAAGAAUUCAAGCUACCGAGCAUGGAGAAGAUGCUCGAUCAAACAACUCAAGAAAUGGAAAUUAUGAAGAGGUCCACACGAUUCUACAAACGCAGCUGCAUUUCGACUUUCAGUAUUAAUCACACCGACGAAAUAUGCAAAGAGAUGGGGUGGAAUUCGUGGAGGAAGAACAACUGGAUUUCCGAAGCUUUUACCCCUUACAACAGCCGAGACUACAACGAAGAGGAGAAAAAAUAAAACGAAGCCACCUUUUUUUCGCCUAAAAUACUACACUAAUCAACAAUAUUUAUAUAUAUACAUGCUCAUGAUUUAUUUUUAUUUGAUUAUGAAAUAAAUAAAAUGUGUAAGCCCCGUGUAAUAGAUCGAAUAACGCAAAAGAAAAUAAAAAGUUUCGUAUUUUACAUAAGAAAACAGAGAGUAAACAGAGUCAACUUACAGCACAAAAA
Messenger RNA from Erythranthe guttata (spotted monkey flower), 1037 nucleotides. Lineage: Eukaryota; Viridiplantae; Streptophyta; Magnoliopsida; Lamiales; Phrymaceae. The record is from RefSeq and is a predicted model, not a curated record.